CAGAGUCUUCUGGUUGGUUGGAGGCGGAGUCCUGAGAUUCUGUGGCUGUGUCUGACAACAUAACCACAGUGGUUCAUACGCAGGCAUUCACUUUCUUUCAUCCAUUUCCCAACGUGCAGACAGAAUGGCGAGCCGUCUUGAGCACCCGGCUGGCGGCUAUAAGAAAAUAUUUGAGACAUGUGAGGAGUUGGCUGAGCCCAUUUCUGCACAGGUCUCAGGCAAAAUCCCUACAUGGCUGACCGGCAGUCUACUCCGUAUGGGUCCUGGGCUAUUUGAGAUUGCAGAUGAACCAUUUCAUCACCUUUUUGACGGACAGGCUCUCAUGCACAAGUUUGACCUAAAGGAUGGACGUGUGACCUAUCAUCGCAGGUUUAUCAGAACUGACGCUUAUGUGCGAGCCAUGACUGAGAAGAGAAUUGUGAUCACAGAGUUUGGCACCGUUGCCUAUCCAGAUCCAUGCAAAAACAUCUUUUCUAGGUUUUUUACUUACUUUCAAGGCAUCGAGGUGACAGACAACUGCAUUGUCAACGUGUAUCCAAUCGGUGAAGAUUUUUAUGCCUGCACGGAAACCAACUACAUAACCAAAGUUGAUCCUGAUACAUUGGAAACAAUUAAAAAGGUGGACCUCUGCAAAUAUGUCUCGGUCAAUGGAGUGACUGCACACCCACAUAUUGAACAAGAUGGUACCAUUUAUAACAUUGGAAACUGUUUUGGCAAGAGCAUGUCAUUUGCUUACAGCAUAGUCAAGAUUCCUCCAGCACAGGACGAUCAAUCAGAUCCAAUUGAAAAGUCAGAGGUCUUGGUGCAGUUUCCAUGUAGUGAGAGAUUAAAACCAUCUUAUGUCCACAGCUUUGGCAUGACAGACAACUACUUUGUGUUUGUUGAGACACCAGUGAAGAUCAAUCUGUUGAAGUUUUUGACAUCUUGGAGCAUCAGAGGAACAAAUUAUAUGGACUGCUUUGAGUCAAACGAACAAAUGGGUACGUGGUUUCAUUUAGCCACAAAGAAUCCUGCAGGAUACAUUGAGCACAAAUUCAGAACAUCUGCUCUCAAUGUGUUCCAUCACAUUAACUGUUAUGAGGAUUCUGGGUUUGUUGUUGUGGACCUUUGCACUUGGAAGGGGUUUGAUUUUGUGUAUAAUUAUCUAUACUUGGCAAACCUAAAACAAAACUGGGAGGAAGUCAAAAAGGCUGCUUUAAGAGCGCCACAGCCAGAAGUGCGGAGAUACGUGCUUCCUUUGGACCUUCACAAGGAGGAGCAGGGGAAGAAUCUGGUAUCUUUACCGUAUACCACAGCCACUGCGGUCAUGUGCAGUGAUGGAACGGUUUGGCUCGAACCUGAGGUUCUUUUUUCUGCACCACAUCAGGCCUUCGAAUUUCCUCAGAUAAACUACAGAAAACACUGUGGGAAAAAUUACACCUUUGCUUAUGGACUUGGACUAAACCAUUUCAUUCCAGACCAGAUUUGCAAGUUGAAUGUGAAAAGCAAAGAAACAUGGAUAUGGCAGGAGCCAGACGCCUAUCCAUCUGAACCUCUGUUUGUGGAAAGCCCUGAUGCCAAAAAUGAAGAUGACGGUGUUCUUCUGAGUAUUGUGGUGAAGCCAGGGGUUGUCCAGAGACCGGCGUUCCUCCUCAUACUCGAUGCUGCUGACCUGACAGAAAUAGCUCGUGCAGAAGUUGAUGUCAUCAUACCCGUCACCUUACAUGGAUUAUACAAACCAUAAUGAACCAGAAAAGUUUUGUAAUAAAACAAACAGACCAUAUUAAAUAGAAGAACUGUUAAGUCAACCAGUGCACAAUAUUACAGCAUAUGGCUCUAGAUGCUAAUAAUGUACACCUUUUGAUAAUGAUUUUGAU
Molecule: messenger RNA, 1856 nt
Organism: Triplophysa dalaica
Lineage: Eukaryota; Metazoa; Chordata; Actinopteri; Cypriniformes; Nemacheilidae
Product: retinal Mueller cells isomerohydrolase
Exons: 14
Coding region: 125-1723 (532 amino acids)
Biological process (GO): zeaxanthin biosynthetic process; retinal metabolic process
Molecular function (GO): retinol isomerase activity; all-trans-retinyl-ester hydrolase, 11-cis retinol forming activity; beta-carotene 15,15'-dioxygenase activity
Source: RefSeq, a predicted model, not a curated record